AUGGAGAAUAUAUCCCGCUUCUUUCAGCAAUGUUUCUUCCUGCCACAACCUACACUGACAGAGCAGAAUCUUCCCGAUCAAUUUGGCAGGGUCUUCAUCGUUACCGGCGGAUAUGCUGGAGUUGGGAGUGCCCUGGCUAAGAUCCUGUAUUCGAAGAACGGGAUCGUCUACAUUGCUGGCCGAAAUGCAGAGAAGGCAGACGUGGCUAUUCGCAACAUCCAGAAAGCACAUCCUCUCAGCAAAGGCAAACUGUAUUUCUUGAAGCUGGACCUGGCGGAUCUGUCGACGAUCAAGGCCUCAACGGAGGACUUUCUAUCGAAGGAGAGCAGACUUGAUGUAUUGGUGAAUAAUGCCGGCGUAAUGAACUCUCCGGUCGACUCUGUGACGGCGCAAGAGCACGAGCUACAACUAGGAACGAACUGCCUCGCCCACUUUCUGUUGACUUGCCAACUGACCCCCAUCCUGGAACGCACAGCCGCCAACUCUGGCCCGGCAUCGGUAAGAGUCAUCUGGGCCGCCUCCCUUGAGAUCGAAAACUCACCGGCGGGCGGCGUGCCGUUCAACGAGUACGGCAAUCCAGAAGUGCAUAAAUCCAACACGUUCAGCAACUAUACUGCGUCCAAAGUGGGCGAUUACUUCCUCGCAUCACAGUUUGCUCGGCUACAUCGCAUCCAGGAAUCAGCGAAGGGCGUAGUGUCUCUCGCUUUCAACCCCGGAAACUUACACACCGACCUGCAGCGCCAUAGCUCAUCAGCGUUGGUUUGGAUCCUGGAUAAGCUGAUGCUCUUCCCAGCAGUCUUUGGGGCAUACACGGAGCUCUGGGCUGGAUGGAGCGAUUGCAUCAAACCAGAGGACAGCGGGAAGUACAUCUGGCCGUGGGGCAGGUUCGGUGAAGCAAGACAAGACAUACAGGCUCAGCUGGAGUUUGGAGGGAACGCCGAGUUCUUCUGGGAUUGGUGUCUUCGAGAGGUCAAGCCAUAUUUGUGA
This is a messenger RNA of Zasmidium cellare ATCC 36951, 987 nucleotides long. RefSeq lists its product as uncharacterized. The record is from RefSeq and is a predicted model, not a curated record. The transcript is spliced from 2 exons. Bases 1 to 987 code for a protein of 328 amino acids. NCBI's taxonomy places the organism in Eukaryota, Fungi, Ascomycota, Dothideomycetes, Mycosphaerellales, Mycosphaerellaceae.